GGAGCGGCCGCGGUCCCGGCACUGCCGGGAACUGCGGGAGGGAGAUGAGCGACGCGGAGCGGAGGCCUCUAGAGCGCUCCCCGAGCGUCGCGCCUGGCCCGGUGGAAGCUCGACCCCUGGUCGCGCGUUCCGUCCCUGCCGGGUGUGUGGUAUUGAGCCGGGCUGGAGGUGCUGGUUGGGCUUGCGGGAUGAUGAGUAGCGUCGAGUCUGACUAGCUGAAAGCCAAGUUCUCAGUAAAAACGUUAAAAUUAAUUGGGAGGAGUUCUUCCUGCAUCUUAACAGGUAUUGAAUAAAAUAUGCUGUUAUCAAUAGGAAUGCUGAUGUUGUCUGCCACUCAGAUAUACACUAUUGUGACUGUGCAGUUGUUUGCCUUCCUGAAUCUUUUACCUGUGGAGGCAGAUAUUUUAGCAUAUAACCUUGAAAAUGGAACCCAGACAUUUGAUGAUCUACCUGCUAGAUUUGGCUACAGACUGCCAGCAGAAGGCUUGAAGGGAUUUCUAAUAAAUUCCAAACCAGAGAAUGCAUGUGAACCUAUAGCCCCACCUCCACUGAGAGACAACUCCUCUGGUGCUUUUAUUGUGUUAAUCCGAAGGCUGGAGUGCAACUUUGAUGUCAAGGUGUUAAAUGCCCAGAGAGCCGGAUACAAGGCAGCCAUAGUUCACAAUGUUGAUUCUGAUGACCUCAUAAGCAUGGGAUCCAACGACAUUGAGAUUUUAAAGAAGAUUGACAUUCCUUCUGUCUUUAUUGGUGAGACAUCAGCUAAUUCUCUUAAAGAGGAGUUUACUUAUGAAAAAGGUGGCCAUGUUGUGUUAAUCCCAGAGUUCAGUCUUCCUUUGGAGUACUACUUAAUCCCUUUCCUAAUAAUAGUAGGGAUCUGUCUUAUUCUCAUCGUCAUAUUUAUGAUAACAAAAUUUGUUCAGGACAGACACAGAGCAAGAAGGAAUCGGCUUAGGAAGGAUCAGCUUAAGAAACUUCCUGUACAUAAGUUUAAGAAAGGAGAUGAAUAUGAUGUGUGUGCCAUUUGUCUGGAUGAAUAUGAGGAUGGAGACAAGCUCAGGAUCCUUCCGUGCUCUCAUGCGUAUCACUGCAAGUGUGUGGACCCGUGGCUGACAAAAACAAAAAAAACCUGUCCUGUGUGUAAGCAGAAAGUGGUCCCUUCCCAGGGGGACUCUGACUCGGAGACAGACAGCAGCCAGGAGGAGAAUGAAGUGUCUGAGAACACUCCUCUGCUCAGGCCUCUGGCCUCGGUCAGCACACAGUCCUUCGGGGCUCUGUCAGAGUCCCAUUCCCAUCAGAACAUGACCGAGUCCUCGGAGUAUGAGGAGGAUGACAAUGACAAUGUUGAUAGCAGUGAUGCGGAAAAUGGGAUGAAUGAAGAAAGUGUAGUGGUUCAGCUGCAGCCCAGUGAGGACAGGGAGUACAGAGUGGCAAACACUGUCUGAGACUACUAAUGACCCAUAGGUGUAUGAACAAAAGGGUUCUUGAGGCUAUUUACAAACCUUUGCAUAGGGAAUCUCUUUUAAUCUGUAAUCCAUUUGGUUUCUUUGAUAGGAGCAGCAGUUCAUGUAGUAGUACUCUGGUUAAAUCAUUACAGGUAGAUUAUUUUUGAUUCAGGUAUUCAGUCACACAUUCUGUCUUCUCAAAACCAACAGUUAAACUGGACUUCACAAUGCUAAUGAAUAAUGUUAAUAGUUUAUAUCAAUUGAAAUAUCGCAGAGACUGUCUCCUGUUGAAAUGGGAUUUCUCUGGAAGUACUUUUAUUUCCAUUUUGUAGCUACAACUGGGUCAUCCUGAGAGCAAUAUUUAUUAUAUGUAGAUAUGUGUUACCCCUUAGGCCCAACAAAAACUGUAUUUGCAUGUUUGUAUAGUUUUCCUAAAAAUUGUCACCACUGCUGAAAGGAAAAAGUAGAACAGACCAAUAUUCUAUGUGCUGGUAUGUUAAAGCAGAAGAAAUUCCACUUUUAUCUCAACACAGUGAUUCCAAAUGAUCCUUUGGAGUUUGCCAUGGUAGCUGAGUUUAAGCAGUUCUAUUGGGCAAUUCCCAGGAUGAGGAAACUUAGAGUAUAUGUUUAGUUUUGAGCAAUUCACAAGGUCAGGUCCACCAUAAGCACAUUAUUAUCCCUCCUUGCUGCUACUACCUUGUGUGGUUUCCAGUGAGGAGGUGGGAGCUGGCAGAUAACCAAGACAGAGGUUUUGUUCCACACAGAAAAAAAAGUUUAGGGUAAGUAAUAUAUUGAUCCUUGGCUCAUAUACCUCUUACUAAGAGCAUUUUAUGCUGCAUUAGUCUGCUAAACUGUAUAUAAAAAAAUGUUCUUUUCAAAUACCUGAUUUGAAGACAAGUGCUUACACCAGUCUCACAGAACUCAGUACUUACCAGUGUAUCACAAAAAAAGGUAGAUUCUAUAUAAUACCUCUGUAACUAUGUAGAAAGUAAAACCAUGCAUAUACUCAAAUGGAGAUUUUUUUAUAUGGCCUUGACUAAGGAAAGCUUGAAAGAAUGUUAAUAAACAUGUUUUCCACUUUAAA
This is a messenger RNA of Zonotrichia leucophrys gambelii, 2526 nucleotides long. RefSeq names its product ring finger protein 13 (gene RNF13). The record is from RefSeq and is a predicted model, not a curated record. The transcript is spliced from 10 exons. Lineage: Eukaryota; Metazoa; Chordata; Aves; Passeriformes; Passerellidae. The coding region runs from base 297 to 1442 and encodes 381 amino acids.